This is a messenger RNA of Bemisia tabaci, 2070 nucleotides long. RefSeq names its product CDK5RAP1-like protein. The record is from RefSeq and is a predicted model, not a curated record. Gene Ontology annotation, cellular component: mitochondrion; cytosol. Gene Ontology annotation, biological process: tRNA modification; negative regulation of cyclin-dependent protein serine/threonine kinase activity. Gene Ontology annotation, molecular function: 4 iron, 4 sulfur cluster binding; tRNA-2-methylthio-N(6)-dimethylallyladenosine(37) synthase activity. Lineage: Eukaryota; Metazoa; Arthropoda; Insecta; Hemiptera; Aleyrodidae.
CAAGUGAGUGUGAAAAAAUGUAAGAAUUUAAGUUUAUAUUACUUAUUAACCGCAGUUUCUACUCCAUGACUGUUGUUACUUUUCAGUUAGUACUUUUUUCAAGAAUUUAAUUAUCCGAAAGUUCCUGUGUUUGCGUUGUACUCUAUGGGUGUUUGUGAAAGAAUCCUCUGCCGAGAAAAUCCUCUUACCUUCUCAGAUUAAUUCCUUUUAAUCAUGUAUUGCAGAAAGAUUUUACCCAUUGCUCGAAAUUUGGAUCAUCUUUCGAAGACCUUUUCUUAUUCGAAAGUGCUAACAGUGAUAGAUCGAUCCUUCUGUGAUGCAAGUGAGCCAAAAAUACAAUCCCUCAAAGCCAAAUUGCAAGAUGGCCCAACUCUCAAAGAUUUUAUCGCAAAUACUCAUAUUAGUGAAAGUGAAUUCGUGCCGGAAGACUUAUCAGCUCAGUAUUCUCCGUAUUUGCAAAGUUCUGAUUGGACAGUGAAUAGAAGAAAAGUCUUUUUUGAUGUUUAUGGCUGUCAAAUGAACGUUAGUGACACUGAAAUUGUUUGGUCUGUGCUGAGAUCAGCUGGUUAUGAAAAAAGUGAAUCAGAGCAUGAUGCUGAUGUCAUACUGCUUGUUACCUGUGCAAUCAGAGAAAAUCCUGAACAGAAAAUUUGGAAGAGACUUCAUUACUUCCAUAGUAUCAAGCGGAGAAAGAAGAAAAAUAAAGUAAAAAUUGGUGUUUUAGGUUGCAUGGCCGAGCGACUGAAGCACCAAAUCUUAGAAAAAGAAAAAGCUGUUGAUGUGAUAGCAGGACCUGAUAGCUACAAGGAUCUUCCAAGGCUUCUCGCCUCAACUUAUAGUAACAGUCAAUCCGCCGUCAAUGUAUUGUUAUCCCUAGAUGAAACGUAUGCUGAUGUCAUGCCUGUGCGAUUGAAUGAGGAUUCAAUUUCUGCAUUUGUAUCCAUCAUGCGAGGUUGUGACAACAUGUGCACAUAUUGCAUAGUUCCUUUCACUCGGGGUCGUGAACGCUCCAGACCUGUGGAAUCUAUUAAAGAGGAAGUUAAACACCUGGUAGGACAGGGUGUAAAAGAAAUAAUUUUAUUAGGUCAGAAUGUCAAUAGUUAUCGAGACGCAACCACAGAAUCUCAUUUUUUUCCAAGUGAAACUAAGUUAGCAAGUGGAUUCAAAACAGUUUACAAACCAAAGAAAGGUGGAAUGAGGUUUGCGGAACUCUUGGACCAAGUUUCACAAAUUGAUCCUGAAGUGAGGAUCCGAUUCACUUCUCCACAUCCCAAAGAUUUCCCAGAUGAGGUCUUGGAUGUCAUCAAAAGUCGCAGAAAUAUAUGUAAAAACCUUCAUCUACCGGCUCAGUCAGGCAAUAAUGAAAUUCUAGAAAGAAUGAGGCGAGGUUAUACAAGAGAGGCAUAUCUUGAGCUAAUUCAACACGUUAAAGAAACAAUACCAUCAGUUUCUCUAUCAUCGGAUUUCAUCUGUGGGUUCUGCGGAGAAACAGAGGAACAGUUUCAAGACACUCUGACUCUCAUGGAAACAGUGCCAUACAGUGUUGCCUUUAUGUUUGCCUAUAGCAUGAGAGAGAAAACUACUGCUCAUAGACGGUACAAGGAUGAUGUACCUGAAGAUGUUAAGAAGGAACGAAUAGCAAGAAUGAAUGUAGUGUACCGGAAAGGAGCUAGUAGAAUCCACAAAGCAUACGAAGGAGAUAUCCAAUUGGUCUUAGUUGAAGGGGUCAGCAAGAGGUCUGAACAUGAUUUUUAUGGCCGAAAUGAUUUUAAUACUAAAGUUAUCAUACCAAGUGGAUCAAUACCAGCCUCUCAUGGAUCCUCAGAGUCACAGCCUAUCAACCCGGGAGACUAUGUUGCGGUUCUUAUAACGGAAUCUAAUUCACAAGUUUUAAAAGGAUUGCCGCUGUUUCAUUCGACUCUAACCAAUUUUGAUCCCAUUCAAGCCGACAAUUUCAAAGGAUCCUGUGUUGCAGCAUGAAGAAAGGAUGAAACGAAGAGUACCCUCUAUUAAAAUCAUAGAACUAAAUGAACCAAAACAAAAAAAAAUCAAACUAUACUCCUAAGAAUU